AUGUUCAAAAGCUCGUUUAAUAAGCUGUAUGAGAUAAUCAAAGACCAUUCUUUAUAUAAGUCACCAAAAGGACAUAAGCAGACUGAUGUAAAGCUUCAAUUAGCUUUGGUCUUGGAGAGAUUAGGCUCAGACGGGAAUGCUGUAUCCUAUAGCAGGCUUGCACAAAGAUCUGGUGUUGGAGAGGGCAGUGUCUUAAACUUCACAGUUCGUUUCUUCAAGACAGAUGACAUGAUGACAAUGACAAUGAAGAUUUCAUGGGAGAAAAAAGAAAAAGAAGAGAUCGAAAGGAUCAGCAGAGAAGGUGUGACUGGCACUGUAGAUGACUAUCCAGCAAUGUCAUUGUCAGAUGAGAAUGCUAAGCUCAAACGUAUCCAUAUCAAAGAAGAGAUACUCAUAAAAAACGGAGAUGGGAAUCUUCUUAAAAAAAUAAAAAAUAAAGAAAUAAAUUAUCUCAAAAGUAGAAAUGAUAUAUAA
Molecule: messenger RNA, 474 nt
Organism: Phycomyces blakesleeanus NRRL 1555(-)
Lineage: Eukaryota; Fungi; Mucoromycota; Mucoromycetes; Mucorales; Phycomycetaceae
Exons: 3
Coding region: 1-474 (157 amino acids)
Source: RefSeq, a predicted model, not a curated record